CAAUUUUCCAAUUUUGACGACGCUUGAUAAAGGCAACUCGAUAAAGAUAGACGUUCUAGUUUCGUAGCGUGAAAAUUUUCGUAACGAGACGCAUUUUUAUAUUAAAAUCUGUUCGGAAGCAUGUUCUAAUUAAUACGGUGCGGUGUUUACUAUGGCGCCUUUAUUGGGAUAUUCUUUAUUUUUGCUUUUUGUCUCGACGAUCUAUUUCGGCGAGGCUAAAGAUAGCAUAUGCGUAGGUGCCUUUUUCGAUGAAGAACAACAAAAAACUCCUCUAAACUGGGGAGUUAUAGAGGAUAAUCUGCACGAAGACAUCGAGUUUCAAGCUCCCGAAAUAAUAUCAGUAUCUGAAAAUGAGAUUUUCGAUGCCACAGUGGCACUAUGUGAAUUUAUUAAUAACGAUCAGCGAUUAGUUGCAGUAUUUGGACCUAGAAGCCACAUCCUGUCCACAGCAUUAGAAUCCACAUGUGCCUAUUUGGGUGUUCCAUAUUUCAUUACAAGUUGGAUGCCGAAGACUAACCUUCCAUUCGACAAUGUAUUUAAUCUGUAUCCAGACACUGAUUUGUUAAUUCAGGGCUAUGCCAAGAUUGUGGAAAGUUUUGACUGGCAUUCAAUAGCUGUUCUCUACGAAGAUGACGAUGGUCUUGUAAGACUUCAAGAUGUAUUAAAGUUACAAAAAUUUCAUAAGGAGGAAAUGAAUAACGAAAUAUUUAUGCAAAAGUUGAGCUCUAAUUGGGAUAAUAGAUCAAUAUUAAAGUUAAUUAGGAACUCUCCGUUCAAUAGAAUUAUUAUAGAUUGUAAACGAAGUCGAAUAAUCGAUAUACUACAGCAGGCACAGGAAGUAAAGCUACUUUCUGAUUUCUCUACCAGCAUAUUCCUAACAUCAUUGGAUGCUCACACGCUAGAUUACUCGUCACUAUAUAUUUUAGCGAACAUCACUACUGUGAGGCUCUUCGACCCUAUGAAACCAAAUUUUCAAAGGAUUAUAGAAGAAGACUUUGCUGAUAUGAACCCUGCGAAAAUCUCAGUUGAAACUGCUUUACUCUACGAUGCAAUGACUCUUAUUACCGAAGCUGUAAAUCAUCUAAAAACAAAAGAUGUGGAUAUAUCGUCUAGAUAUUUAUAUUGUCUCUCACCUAGUAUUUAUUCCGAUGAUAUAGAACUAAUACCAACUAUACAAGAGAUUCAAUUAAUGGAUACACUUACUGGACCAAUAUCACUUAAAAAUGGAAAACGAGAAAAAUUUACUCUAGAUGUCAUUGAAAUUAAUAAACCUGACAAACCUAUCGGCAUUUGGGAUUCAGAAUAUCCAGAAAAAAUGCAUUUAACGAGAAAUGCCACGGAGCGAGAAGCCGAAUUACGAAGAAGGAUGGAAAAUUACAAUUUUAUUGUCACAUCAAGAAUAGGAAGGCCUUAUCUGUAUAAGCGAGACGACCCUGAUGCUUAUGGAAAUGCUAGAUACUACGGAUACUCUGUUGAUUUGAUAACAGAAAUUGCCAAAAUAAUUAAUAUCACCUUUGAGUUUCGCAUUACAGAAGAUAAUUCUUAUGUUAACUUGGUAAAUGACUUAAUUGAAAGGAGAGCAGAUUUAGGAAUAUGCGAUUUUACCAUCACACCUCAAAGACGAGCCGUUAUUGACUUUAGUAUGCCAUUUAUGACCUUAGGUAUAGGUAUAUUACAUAAAGAAAGUUCAUCGGGAGAAGUUGAUAAUAUGUAUGCAUUUAUGAGACCUAUAUCAUGGACGGUGUGGUUUUAUAUUUGGACGUUAAAUCUCUUAAUAUCAAUAGCUAUGUUCUUUGUAGCAAGAUUAGCUCCUCGUGAAUGGGAAAAUCCAAAACCAUGGGAUGAGGAAUCGAGAGAACUGGAAAAUAUUUGGACAAUUAAGAAUUUUCUAUGGUUAACUCUGGGGUCUAUUACUACACAAGGAUGUGACAUUUUACCAAAAUCUACACCAACCAGGACAAUUGCAGGGUUCUGGUGGUUCUUUUCUUUGAUAAUUACCAGUUCAUAUACUGCGAACUUAGCAGCUUUCUUAACAAUGGGAAAAAUCGAUGUAACAGUUGACAGUGUCGAAGAACUAGCUGCGCAAUCAAAAAUAAAAUAUGGAAUGUUGGAAAAGGGUUCCACAGAAACGUUUUUUGCCAAUUCUAAUAAUUCGCUCUAUCAAAAAAUGUGGAACACAAUAAAGCAUGACAAAUCUGUUUUCGAAAAAAAUAACGAUAACGGAGUGGAAAGAGUGCUUUCUACGAAAAAUGCUCUUUACGCCUUUUUUAUGGAGUCUACUGGAAUAGAGUUUGAAAUGGAACGCAGAUGUGAGUUGAGAAGAAUAGGAAAUUUAUUGGAUUCCAAAUCGUAUGGUAUUGGAAUGCCAUUAAAUGCAGACUACCGCCAUUCUAUUAACUCAGCCAUUUUACAAUUACAGGAAACCGGAAAGCUUAUGGAUCUGAAGGAAAAAUGGUGGAAAAGAGAACGGGAAGGAGAACCUUGCAAUAGGAGUUCCGACGAAAAAUCAGAUUCAUUGGCUUUAUCAAACGUAGGAGGUAUUUUUAUUGUUUUAGGCCUUGGGAUAGCAAUUGCUUGUACUAUUGCCAUCUUUGAAUUCUUUUGGGAAGUUAGACGAGUAGCAGUUGAAGAACACAUUUCUUUCAUGGAAGCACUUAAAUGCGAAGCAAAAUUUGCUUGCAAAAUUUUUAUUAAGAAGAAACGAGCUAAGCCUGUUCCAUCUGAAUCAUCGUCUUCCAAUUCUGAAGACAAGGACAAAAUAACUUUAGCUAGGAGUCUUUUUGCAAAAUCUGUGUCCUUAUUAAACAUUGCCAAUGAAUCAAAUGACAAUGAUCUGAGAAAUCGAAAUACGAUGAGAGGAAUUCAAUUCAAUAAAAGCGGCAGUGAAAAAAACUAAAUUUAUUUUGUGAUACUAAAUUAUAAGUUUUAAUUUAUAACUAAUUUGUUUAAAUAAAGUUAAUAAUAUAACAUUUGCAUUAUUCUAACAUUAUUAAACUAAUGGACAGUUUUAUAUAUACAAACAAUAUGUCCCCAGAUCGUCAAUAUGGUUUAUUCGUUUUUUAAAUUUCCUUAGCGUUUCAGAAAAAAAGAUACAAGAUAUGAGAAUAUGUUUGAAUUUUUAUUAUGCGAAAGAAUCAGAAUGCAUCUCUAUGAUAAAAUCAGUUCAAAUUCAUAUUUACUAAGUAUUAAUUUUGGUAAUGUGUUUAGUGCAACGACCAUUCAACUUCAUAAGACUUUUUUGGCAUAUUAUUUGCGUAAGUCUAUUUGUAAUAAACAUUCAUUAUGAGCUGAUACUUUGAUUUUAGAGUUGUAAUUUUGUAUUAGUUUUAUGUAUAAUAACGUACCAACAAUAAUAUGUUAACAGACGCAGCUUUUUCCACCUACCA
Molecule: messenger RNA, 3386 nt
Organism: Sitophilus oryzae (rice weevil)
Lineage: Eukaryota; Metazoa; Arthropoda; Insecta; Coleoptera; Curculionidae
Product: glutamate receptor ionotropic, kainate 2-like
Exons: 14
Coding region: 152-2896 (914 amino acids)
Biological process (GO): monoatomic ion transport; synaptic transmission, glutamatergic; modulation of chemical synaptic transmission
Cellular component (GO): plasma membrane; postsynaptic membrane
Molecular function (GO): glutamate-gated receptor activity; transmitter-gated monoatomic ion channel activity involved in regulation of postsynaptic membrane potential
Source: RefSeq, a predicted model, not a curated record